Molecule: messenger RNA, 479 nt
Organism: Drosophila eugracilis
Lineage: Eukaryota; Metazoa; Arthropoda; Insecta; Diptera; Drosophilidae
Exons: 2
Coding region: 1-345 (114 amino acids)
Source: RefSeq, a predicted model, not a curated record
AUGUCGUCGUGGGUAGUCUCCACCACCGAGUUAUGUGAUUGCGGCGCCAAUGGCCAAAAAUCAUCAUCUAAAUCCUCGCGGCACACUAGACUGAUCCUGUUGGUGUGGCAUAAUCUUACCGAGAAGUGCCAAAAAUUUGGAAGUUUCCUCAGACGGGAGACGAAUAAACCGCUGCCCAAAGAACUCAGGCGAUCGUUACGUCUUAACAAAUCGGCCAGGCGAAAAGGCUAUCGAGGUUGCGAGAGCGAGGCAGAUAAACGAAUAAUGAAAGAGCGUUUAAAUGAGCCCGUUAACAUAUCCAUACGCAUGGGACCUGCCUACGACUAUAGACCAUCGAAUUUCUGAAAGAUCUAAAAGAGGACACCAGGACAUCGUACCUCGAAUUGUUAGCUCUUUUGCUAACUUAGCAUAAGAUGUAAUGUUAUUGUUAAAAGGUUGUUGUAAACUGUUAUUAAAAGCUUAAUUUUUACACAUUUUUA